Molecule: messenger RNA, 1888 nt
Organism: Teleopsis dalmanni
Lineage: Eukaryota; Metazoa; Arthropoda; Insecta; Diptera; Diopsidae
Gene: Tbc1d22
Product: TBC1 domain family member 22B
Exons: 8
Coding region: 95-1612 (505 amino acids)
Biological process (GO): activation of GTPase activity
Molecular function (GO): GTPase activator activity
Source: RefSeq, a predicted model, not a curated record
CGUAUUUUAUACAAAACCUUAAAAUUAGAGAAAUAUGUUUAUGUAAAUAGCAACAUAUAGACAAAUACAUAAAAGUUUAAAAUUUAUUUAUAAUAUGGACAAUAAUGUAAACAGCAGUAGCAAUUCAACAAUAUCUACGAUAGCAAAUAACAAAUUACAGAAUCUAAAUAGUAUUAAGCAAAAUUCCAAUUCAUUUUGGAAAAAUAGUGGACGUCCAGUACCAGGUGGAACAGUCGCUGUUAGUAGCGCAAAGGCUAUGGUGUCCACAUUUCGCGACUACCAACAAAGUGUCAGCGAUGCCUGGGAUACUGGCGAUGAUGAAUUUUGUAUUAUGUCAAAUAUCGGUGCUGGUGCACCAAACGAUUCUCGAAUAUCAAAAAAGGUAUCACAAUCGGCAGCCCUUAAUGUCAUUGAAACACAUAGAAAUGUUAAGAGUAGCAAUGAUAAAAUAAUAUUAACAACAACAACUCCAAUAAAAGAAACCAAUAUUAACCAAACCCAAGAAGAAAUUCAACGAAAUGAUCAUUUAGAAAAGGAAAUCAAACCAAAACCACGUAAUUUUCAUGCUUAUCCAGGACGACCUCAAUUACAACGGUUCAGCUCAAAUUCACAAGAUACAGAAUAUGAAACAAAAAUUGAAAAGUUUCAAAUAUUGUUAGACUCGCCUUUACUUGAUUUAGUUGCACUAAAAAAAAUUAGCUGGUCAGGCGUGCCAAGAAAGAUGCGUGCUGUAAGCUGGCGUUUACUUUCGAAAUAUUUACCACCUUCUGGAGAAAGACGCGAUGCUGUGCUGGAGAGUAAGCGUCAAGGCUACCAAGAUCUAAGACAAAAUUAUUUUAAAGUGGAUAGUCAAGACGAAACUCAACAGGAUACUUACAGACAGAUACAUAUUGAUGUGCCCCGUAUGAAUCCCCAAAUCGCAUUGUUUCAACAAAAGUUAGUUCAAGAAAUGUUUGAACGUAUUUUAUUCAUAUGGGCAAUAAGACAUCCAGCUUCCGGUUAUGUGCAAGGAAUAAAUGACUUAGUAACACCAUUUUUUAUUGUUUUUUUACAGGAGACAUUAACGCUUGGUACAGAUUUAGAAAAAUUUGAUAUUAGCACACUUACAGAAGACUCGCGCAAUUCAAUCGAAGCAGAUUCCUUUUGGUGUUUGUCAAAAUUUUUGGACUGUAUACAAGAUAAUUAUAUUUUUGCGCAGUUAGGGAUACAAGAAAAAGUUAAUCAAUUAAAAGAUUUAAUACAAAGAAUAGAUGGCAAUCUACAUCGUCAUUUGCAGACACAUGGUGUUGAUUAUUUACAAUUUUCAUUUCGUUGGAUGAAUAAUUUAUUAACACGAGAACUUCCACUUCACUGCACAAUACGUUUAUGGGACACUUAUUUAGCUGAAUCUGAUGGAUUUGCUGUUUUUCAUUUAUACGUUUGUGCGGCCUUUCUGUUACAUUGGAAAGAACAGUUAAUGCAACAAAAUGACUUUCAGGGUCUUAUGCUUUUGCUACAAAAUCUGCCUACUCACAAUUGGUCUGAUCGUCAAAUAAAUGUUUUGGUGGCUGAGGCAUUUCGUCUGAAAUUUACAUACGCUGAUGCACCUAAACAUUUAGAAGUGAAAAGUUGACAAAGACAUUAUGUUUACGUGGCAUAAAAUCGGUUUAUAUAUAUUUAUUUUUAGGCAUAUAUGUAUUUAAAAAAUUGGUGCCACAUAUUAACAGUUACAUAUGUUUAAGCGACGGAUAAUUCAAUGGUUUUUAAACAUAUAUUAUGUGUAUAUAAUAACGAUGUUAAUGAAAGUUAUAGUAAUAAUUAUAAGUAUGUCUACAAAUUACAAUUGCUUACUAAUAUCCUAAAUUUAAGUAUUAAUAUAAAGAAUAUUUGCAAAACUCCAAGACUAUUA